Messenger RNA from Homo sapiens (human), 17606 nucleotides. It is a transcript of the gene SEMA6A, whose product is annotated as semaphorin 6A. The record is from RefSeq and is a predicted model, not a curated record. The transcript is spliced from 20 exons. Gene Ontology annotation, cellular component: plasma membrane. Gene Ontology annotation, biological process: negative chemotaxis. Gene Ontology annotation, molecular function: semaphorin receptor binding. The coding region runs from base 11390 to 14548 and encodes 1052 amino acids. NCBI's taxonomy places the organism in Eukaryota, Metazoa, Chordata, Mammalia, Primates, Hominidae.
AGUAUCAGAUACAUAGCAGUUUACAUCAUUGGAUUUUAUCCCCUGGUUUAGAUCCAAAGACAUUAUUGGCCAGUCUUAAUGCUUGCUUGUUAGUAAUACUGUUAUGAAAUAAAAGCUUCUGUUGCAGAAGCUUCCUUAAUAGAUAAAACAAAGGCCUUUAACCAGUACGUUACUUAGAGAAUAUUAAUGAAAUAGUUAAAAAAUGAGGGGAAAAUGAUGAAUGCUUUAAAAAUACUGGCCUUUUCACCUUAAUAAUGUGUCAGAACCACUUAUUUUCUACAACACAUGUCUCAAAUUUGCUGGCAUUUCAAAUUCUUAGGAGUUAAUUUUCUAUGUUUGAAUCUUUAAAAAGAAACAUACAAAUGUAGGAUGAAUACAUUCAGAGGGUUUAGUGCAUGCUUUGGCUAGCAAUUCAAUAAAGAUGACUUGGAAGGAUCAAAGCAAAGAUUUCCAUAAAAUUGAAUAUGAGAUAUUUCAGCAACAUCAAUGCUAUACCUCUUCAGGACACUUGUAUGCAUGUCCACAGUACUACCUAGCAUUUACUUAAUGCCACUAGAACAAAAAAGAUAAAUUUUGUUGAGGCUAAUAGAUUUUUAAAAAAUUGUUUUAAAGUCCUUUUAGAGUACCAGGAAAAUCUGACUCAAAGGCAAACAGCAAACAGAAAUGACUUAAUGGAAAUCAGACAAUAAGCCUAAGGAAAAAAAAUAGGGUUGGAACCUAAAAUAAAUUCAAUAUAUAACACCUUUCCAUUUUGUUCCCUUUCCUUUUUGUUUUUCAUGAGAAUCUAUAUGGAAAAGUCAGUUGAUUGCUUAUCAGGCUGAAGCCUGUGUUUGCUCAGACUAGCGAUAAUGAGCAAUAAAAAGGUGGUAAUGGUUAAAGUGAGAGGAGAGGGAAUCAGGGAAAAUGGGUGGGCUCAGUAUAGUUUGCAGGCUCUGAGUUUUGGAAGCCCUGUAAUUCUCCCUUGUGCUGUUAUGUUCAUUGGAGGGGAGUUAAGAUCAGGAUCUGUAAUGAGUGUGGGGGCUUUCCAGGCAGUGGUCUGAUGGCUGCACAAAAGAACUCCCAGUGAUUACCUAGUUACAUCCCUACAGUCAGCUUGGCAAGUAAUCUUAAAGCCUUGCUCCUGAACCAGCAGCAUGAGCAUCACCCAAAAGCUUAUUAGAAAUGUAGAUGCUCAGGCCUGAUACCAGAGUGCCUGGAUAUGAAUCUGCAUUUUAACAAGAUCUUCAGGUGAUUGGCAUACACAUUCAUAUUUGAGAGACACUGACUGAAGGAACACAUGGACACAAGAUGUGAGGACACAUACAGUGUGGGGUGCAGUAGUAGGGUUAUCCUAGGAAAAGAAGGAGCAGACUUUUUAGCUAGUGAGCUAACUCAUUAUAGGCAUGUACAGAUGUUUGUUAGUAGUUUAUCUUUCAAGUUGUAAAGCAAUCAGAGUGUCUCAGGGAAGUCAUUACAUGGACCUUUACAAGCCUGUGACUCUGAGCUUGUGACUCUGUGUCAUAGGAAGCCAGUACUUGCGUAAGAGCCCCAAGGCCAUGUGGGCAAAUGGAGCUGAGAUAAGAAAGCCUGAUAAUAUGAAGAGUGAUCCUAAUCUCAGUGGCCUUUGGGAUUAUGGUUAUCACCAGGUUUUAGAGCUUUGACUCUGGUAAACAAAGAUUCUGCCCUUGGUUUCCAACACAUACUUAUUAUUGAAAUGAUUUAUUAUUUUACUGAAGCAUCUUGUUUCCAAAAUGAACCACCUUAGCCUCCUGAAAUAGCUCUACUGUGUCCCUUGACUUUAAAAGGCAAAUGAGGACUUAUGCCAUUAACCCUGCAGAGUUAUGAUGAAUGGCAGAACUAGAUAGGGCCAUGAAGAUGGCAGGAUAAAAAGAUGCCUGUCUUCGGAGCACCUCUUUUGAAUGGCAUCUCCAAGUCUUCAUCCAAAGACUAGAUUGGUUCUUGUCUCCAUUUUCCCAUUUGGAGCUGCCAUUUUUCCAUAGCAGCCAAGCCCACUAGGUGGUAUUAGAAAUGUCAAAUGCUUGUUCCCUGGUGCCACAAAGAAAUAGCACUUGAACAUUAAUUUUCUCAGUAAGGCAAUUUUUACUUUCUGCAGAAAGGGUGCUCCUCGCAGAUGGAACACGGCCAGAGCACACCUGAACAAAGGAGGGAAGCAAUUUUUUUUUUAAGAUGAAGUUUCGCUCUUGUCCCCCAGGCUGGAGUGCAAUGGCGCAAUCUCGGCUCACUACAACCUCCACCUCCCAGGUUCAAGCAAUUCUCCUGACUCAGCCUCCCAAGUAGCUGGGAUUACAGGUGCCUGCCACCACGCCUGGGUAAUUUUUGUAUUUUUAGUAGAGACGGGAUUUGACCAUGUUGGCCAGGCUUGUCUCGAACUCCUGACCUCAGGUGAUCCGCCCACCUCAGCCUCCCAAAGUGCUGGGAUUACAGGCAUGACCCACGUGCCUGGCCGAGGGAAGCAAUUUUUAUCCCUUACGCAGCUUGUCCCUGCUACUGUGUCCUGUCUCCAUUGGCUGGAGCCAGACCGCACAAUCUAAGCUAAACCCGACUGGCUAUUUCAAAGAGAGCAGGGAUAUGAGCCAGAGUGGUGGGGUGAGUAGUUUGGCAGGAAGGACAGUUAGGAACAGGUAACUAAGGGUGACUUAGGUCAGAGCAGGUGACUAGGAUGAGUCAGGAUGGAGCAGGUGACCAGAGGUGACUCAGGUCAAAGCUGGUGUUGGGGAAGAGUCAGGAUGGAGCAGGUGACCAGGGGAACAGAUGUGAGCUAGUGAUUAGGACUGGAAGGAAAGUUGUUUACUGAAACUAGAAGCAAGAAGGCAAAGAGAACCAGGAAGUUAAACUUUAAAUGGAGAAUCAAAGAAUAAGACAGCUGAACAUACUGACAUAUUGAUUCUUUGAAGAGAAGCUUGGGGUUCACUAUAUUUAACAGUGGUAUGUAAAUAAACUGUUUUCCCCCUGGCAUAGUUGCCUCUAUCAGUGGAGGGUGAGGCUGCAGAUAAAUCCUCUGCCACUUCACCUUUUAUGCCAAAGUCUAAAGGCAAUAAAUACCAAGUUAGAGAAACAUUGACUAGAAAUGGUGAUAUCACAGUAAUCACAAAUCUGUUCUUGUCCUUGCAACUUUUUGACAUAAUGAUCUCAGUUGGCCAGGUACAAUGGCUCAUGCCUGUAAUCCCAGCACUUUGGUAAGCUGAGACGGGAGGAUCACUUGAGCCCAGGAACUUGAGACCAGCCUAGGCAACAUAAUGAGACCCCCAUCUCUAAAAAAAAAAAAUAUUCAAAAAUUUCGCUGGGCAUGGUGGCACAUGCCUGUCAUCUCAGCUACUCGGGAGGCUGAGGUGGGAGGAUUGCUUGAGCCCAGGAUGUCGAGGCUGCAGUGAACCAUGAUCAUGCUAUACUACACUCUAGUCUAGGUGACAGAGUAAGACCAUGUCUCCAAAACAAACAAACAAACAAAAAACCUCAAUCCUGUGUGGCAGAUGGGAGACCUCAGGAGACCUCUGUAAACUGCAUCCAUGCCGUAGACCCCGCAUCCAAGCAGUGCUGCAUCCACCAGCCUUAGGAAAGUGGAUCAGAAAGGAAAUGUCUCAGUGAUCCUAGACACUAACUUUGACAAGGAAAGACCACCCAUAGUGGAAGUGGUUGGAAGGUGAGCCUUCAAAUUCAAGUACCCCAGUUAUUUCAUUAGGGGCCAAAGAGAAUUCUUUUUUCCUAUUUUCUACUAGGGUGCAUUUAAUCUGUAUUAGUAAUGCCACAGAGAACAUUUACUGUCAUAUAAGCAAAGACCUUGCAAAUGUAUUUUAACAGCAGUUCAGAAGACUAAAGAACUUAACAGAGAAGUAGAGAAGAGAGAGCCUGCAAAGUCUACUGUAAAAGUAAAACGUGCUAGUUUUGGCAUCAAUUUAACCACAUUGGAGACUUGGUCAGGAGCACUGAGGCUUGACCACAUUAUCCAAACACAUCUGCUUGCCUUAUCAUAUUGUCCCAUUUACUUUUCUUUUUCUUCUGCCAGCACAAACUUGUGUCAGCAUGUGGAAGUGGUAUUUCUGCUACCUAAUCUGUGUUAAAACAGCCCUGAAGGGUCAUGCAACUAGUCGGAUUGUAAACCUUUGGAGAAGAUUAAACAGUCAUCAUGUAUUAAUCAGUCUUGACCACGUUGUGAAUUAAAAGGUGAAAUUCUUGGCCUUAUUCUAAAAGAUGACAGGUCUAGAUGUUAGAGAUAAGCAUUGUUUUUAUAUUAGUCAGUAUUUCUAUGUAGCCAGUUAUGUUUCCAGAGUAGUGAGAAUUAUUCUAAGAAGAAAAAAGUAUUUUCAGUAUAAACUAAACAAGAGAAAAAUGGAAGUUUAAUACACAUCUGCAGUGAACAUGAACAUAGGAAAACGUGAAAACGUGAGCAUAGUGAAGUUUGAAGUGGGAGAGAACCUUUUCUGAACUGGGUUGCUUUGCUCACAGGCCAGGUAGGAGAGAGCAGGGGAGGAGGUUUUACUGGACCCAAGCGCCUUGUAAGAAUUUUCCAAAAACAUUAAGUAAAAUUUAGUUAGUUGUGAAGUAGAAAGUUAGCACUUCUAUGUCUUCAAGGAAUCCGGUUAUAGUCAUAACACAGAAAAACCAAUCAUCCCUCCCAUAGUAGUUGAAAGAUAAAAUUGACAUCUUCUUGAAAGAGAAAAGCUACUAUUUUAUGAGCUUAGAAGAAAAAAAAUUCUUCAACUUUAUGAUAUGCUAUUUGAGCUCUGUGAGUAUUCAAAUAUAUGUACUUACAGAAUCUCAGUGUUGCAAAUGGAAAAUAAUGAUGCUGUCUUCAAAAUGACCCCCCAAAAAAAAUCAGAGAAAGGGUUCAAGUGCUGCUGAAGUAGCAGCCUCUGGAAUUAAAGGAAGUGAUUGCCAGGCCGGGGAAGUGAAGCAAACAGAAUAGUCCUGAACAGAAGACAGCCGCUGCCCUCACUUCCUUAUGCACUGUGCUGUUCAGCCCAGGCACUUACUGUUUCUCUAAGUGUGAUGCAGAAACUAGCUUGACCAGGGUUUAAGAUAAUGGUAACCCUCACAGGUUUUGCGGUGCUCCACUUUCUGCAAAUGAUCAAACUUCACUGUCAAAGAAAUCCAGAUUCUCUUAGAAUCCUAGCAGAGUGUGAUAUUUGACUUUUUUGGGUUUCUAAAUUUUGUUUUCAUUUCUUUGAUGCAGUAGAUGUAUGGCCCAUGGUGCUUUUAAAUUCUCUGCAGUCUAAAGUAAAUGACAGGGAAGAAAACAAAUAUUCUCUGGACCCCAUUAAUGAAAGACAAAGGGACAGCGAGGGUCCUUUAGAAAAGGGUAUUAAAAAUGAUAUAUGCCUGUAAAAGGUCGGGGAGGGAUCUCAUGGGAAGAAAUAAAGUGCAAUAGAGUAAUGAAGAAGAAAAACGGUAAUGCUGAAUGUCCUUUAAAAGAUACUUUAUUUUUCAAAGAAGUGUCCAGAAUUCUAACUUAUAUAAACACUAGAAUAUUGAUCAGUUAUGGUAGCAGACUUUGGUGCACAAUUCUCAGACUGACACAUGAUUUGGUUAGCAGGUAACAGCUGUAAAGGAUGUAAGAAAUAAUUAUCUGAGAUUCCCUAUGCAAAGUCUUAAAAAAAAUUCUACACCAAUUUCUGUAUCUCAAAUGAAGAGGGCAUACAAAGAGACAAAAUGCCUGAUGGUUCCCCAGGAUACUGUCCCAGCAGCAGGGACAGAGUCCUUAGAUAACAUGGAGAAGAAAAUGAAUGGGCACUACCAAUGUAUUUGCCAAGAUAUGACAUGUGCUUCUGCACAUGAGACUUCAUAACUGGAUAAAUAAAGCAUCUUAAAGAACUUACGUUCUUUUUCUUCCCUAGAUACCCAUUCAUGUGUAAAAUGUUACCGAGUUCACGCUAUUUUUUGUUUGUUUGUUUGUUUGUUUGUUUUGAGAUGGAGUCCCAUUCUGUCGCCCAGGCUGGAGUGCAGUGGCGUGAUCUCAGCUCACUGCAACCUCCACCUCCCAGGUUCAAAUGAUUCUCCUGCCUCAGCCUCCUGAGUAGCUGGGAUUACAGGUGCACGCCACCACGCCCAGCUAAUUUUUGUAUCUUUAGUAGAGAUGGGGUUGCGCCAUGUUGGCCAGGCUGGUCUCGAUCUCCUGACCUCAGGUGAUCAGCUCACCUCAGCUUCCCAAAGUGCUGGGAUUACAGGUGUGAGCCACUGCACCCGGCCUGCUCUAACUAUUAAUUAGUCUUUGAACUUGUAAUGACAAUAAUGCGAACUUAGUACUGACAGAAUGAACUUGUGUGAGUGACCUCUUAGUAUAGGAACAUGUACAGUGUUUAACACUUUAUUAUGUCAUGUUAGUAUGUGGUUGCUUCCUUUCAGAACAUUGCUUUCAAGUGUUAUUGAAUGUUAGUAAACAUGAAAAAAAUAAAUAAGAAUUUUGGUGAUUCUUACCCCUCUUACCUCUAGGGUUUCUGAAAACUGACACAGUAGGUUUAGAUAAAGAUGUGUGGUGUUAAUUUGAAUCUGCCAUACUUUGAAUUUAGAAUGCACUGGACACGUUGAUAUCACCAAUUAGCAUUCUGUGUAGCCAGGCUAGCAUGUGAUUCAACUGUUGUGUUUACCCUCCACCCCAACACCCAUCACCGCUGAUCUACAUGAAUGUUAUCAAGCAUUUGCAGCCUGAAAAAGACAUGAUGUAGAUUUGACUCCUGUAGUUUCUUCCAAAUAGUAUCAAGUGCGGCAGAACAAUAUCCCCCGUAAGUCACUUACAUUGUCAUCUUAAUAUUAUCAUGAUUGUGAAUUCUGUUGUCUUGAGAUGGAUCGAGAACUUUGACAUCAGUUCAGUAUUGCUAAUGGAAUAUAUUAUUUACACAAGACUUUUUCCUGUCUGCAUUCAGCCAUGUAGAAAUAUACUACCAUCUUAAGUGCCAGAAGAUGCUGAUCCGAAGUAGAAGUUGUUGGCAGGUAUUGGUGCCAGUUAGAUGAGAAUAAACUGCCAAGGAAGACACUGGAGUGAAAAAAGAUAGUUUGGGCCAAGUUUUUUUCCCUCUCUCUCUCACUCUUGAAAUAGGUAUCUAACAUGCAUAUACACAACAUCAGUCUAUAGGAAAUAUGAGGGAUGCUUGAUUACAAGCAAACAGGGACAUGUGGGGCCAAACUCUGCCCCCAGCCCCUAUCUUGCCAUAUAUGUUUCUAGUAGAGAUGAAAGUGACAUGUGGGAAUGAUGGGGGGAUUCAUGUCUUCUAGACUUCACAGUAUGAAAGGGACCAGGCCUUCCCAGGAGGAAUGGCCAGAAACUGAAGCUAUAGCCAGAAAUCAAGGGAUCUUUUGUGAACACCUAAAGCAGGAGUUUAUCCAGGGAUAGAGAUCUCCAAAUGGUGGAAGCAACAUACAGGCAGGGGACAGAAAACAGCCUCCAUGCUGUGCAAGCAUAAGUUUGUACUGAUGGCAGAGCCUAGUUUGGUUUGCAUUUACCGUAAUUUUUACUCAUCUACUUUUAAAGUGGUAUUUGAAGUGAUUGUGAAUCAAAGGCAUGAUAAUGCAUACUUUUCCCAAUUUAAAAUAUACUGUUUUAUAUAUGUAACUACAUGCCUUGAAAAUAAUGAGUAUUUGAAUCCUAUCACAUUUUUUGGAAAAAAUAUCAGACUGAGCAUAUAAAGAUCAAUCUUUUACAUAACCAACCAGUGGAAGAAAAGGGGUUUUGUAAAACGUAUGCAGUUUAGCGCAAGAAAAUAAGAAAAAAAGAACUUGCAAUGAAAGGAAAACGAACAGAAAAUAGUGAGAUGAGAAAAUUCCCAAGUACAUUUACUCAAUAAACUAAAACUUUACUUUAACCAGACAAAAGCAAAAUGCAUUCUAUAUCUCCUGUGAGUUUAAGAUACACUGGGAAGAAAAAUUGGCAUGACUCAUGACUUAAAUAAUUAAAAUUUUAUAUAAAAACCAAGAGGUUAACAAAAAGUUCAGGCCAGAAGUAAAAUAAUAAUUAAAUGUAAAGUAUCUGAACUGCAAAAAUCCUGAAAAAUAAUUUCCACCACUGAUGGAAAUGGUUUUAACCAUUCUAGUGGUGAAGAUCAAGUUGUUGAAGGAAAUCCAUCAGUUAUUAUGUAUAUUUUAGUGUGAUUUGAAGGGGAUUACAGGAGUAAAAUUAAAGAAAGUACACACACACACACACACACACACACACGCACAGAAUUAUUAAAAUGUAUUGCACUGAAGGACAAGUUAACCAUACUAGAAUCUAGGGAGCCAUUUCUCAGGAGUACAACCUAAGAAGCAGGAUGGAAGCUCUGCACACUGCCCAGUACAGCUGCAGAGGCAAGAGGAUUCUUACAAGUCAUGACUAUCAAUGAUUUGUUUUGUUCUCAGAUUGCAAAACAAGGAAAAUGCUUUCAUAGCACGUCAGAUUAUGUGCCUACUCAAUAGUCUAUAGAUCUUUAGCAACCUUAGAAUUAGGAAUAUGUGACAUAUACUUCAGAAGGAAAGCUACAAAAACAAAAAUUACAGAAUCAAACCAGGAUUGCCUCCAACUUUAGGAAGCAGGACCACCGUAUAAAGCUUGCCCAGAUCGUCACAGCUAAAAGCCUGUUGAGAAAAGUUGUCUAGGGCCAAAGAAAUAAAUAUUGUCUAGGCUUGAACUCUAGCACUGCCAUUUUGGGGACAUUGGGUUGUGGUAGAUAAGAAGAAUAGGGUGUAGAUGUCUGAAAUUAUCUUCUAUAUAAUGGAGAAAAAUUUGCUUGAUUGCAAACACACAAUUGAAAAUAUUUUCUUAGUUGCUAUGAAUUACUUCCAGUGAAAAAUAUGCCAACUCCAAUAAUUUAUUUACAAAAAAAGGAUAUUUGUAACAAACAAGCAAAGGCAAAGAAGGAAAAGAAAACUCUAGAAAAUACAUAGGAAACAGCAUGGUAAUAGGGUGCCCCUGUUGUGGAAUAGGCCAGGGGUAUUGCAGGGUGAAAGGUUCAAGAUGAUGAUGGUGAUGGUGACAAGGUGAUGGUCAAGCAGGACUUUAGUUUUGUCUAAAAUGUUUAUUUUAUUUAUUUAUUUUAUCAUUAGAAGGUUGCCAUGUAUUAUUUGUAUAUUUAAUAUAAGUACACAAAGAGUAGCUACUAAGAAGUACAUUCUAACAAAUGUAUAAUGAGUUUAAGGACAGAUAAAAAAAUUUCAAACUUUUGUUGAAGGCAAAAACACAUCUAAUUGAAAUUCUGUUCCUCUGAGCAGAACGAUCUUCAAGACAUAUGUAAAAUAAUAGGGCUAGAAGUACCUUGGAAAACAUGGACCUGAAAAUAAUUCAUUAUCCCAGCACACUGAGGUGGCUCCACGUGAGUCUGUCAUCUCAGGACAGAAAGUGGUGUUGUGUCCUGGCAGUCCAAGUUGAGGACACCCACUGCUCAUAAAAAAAAUAUGAAAUUAAAUAUUCAGCAAUAAAUUGUUUUGAGGAAGACAAAAUGCUUUUAAAGGAUCAACAAAUACCUAUCAUUGCAAAAAAAACUCAAACCAAUGAGCCCAUACAGAUGGAUCAGAGGCAUAAUAUUCAUGUGUAAAGUAUUUGGUCCAAGUUUUUUUUGUGUGUUUUGUUUUGUUUUGUUUUGUUUUGCUUUGUUUUUGAGAUGGAGUCUUGCUCUGUAGCCAGGCUGGAGUGCAGUGGCGUGAUCUCAGCUUACUGCAACCUCCGCCUCCCGGGUUCAAGCGAUUCCCCUGCCUCAGCCUCCCAAGUAGCUGAGAUUACAGGCAUGCGCCACCACACCCAGCUAAUUUUUUGUAUUUUAGUAGAGACGAGGUUUCACCAUGUUGGCCAAGAUGGUCUUGAUCUCCUGACCUCAUGAUCCGCCCGCCUCGGCCUCCCAAAGUGCUGGGAUUAUAGGCAUGAGACACCGCACCUGGCCUGUUCCAAGUUUUUAGGAGCAGAUGAAGCUGUUAAACUUUUUGUUUGUGCCACCUGUCUAUAUUAAUUCUCUGUAUUUUCCCCAUAUGCUUACUUGCAUACUUAUAUGGUUAUUCUCUGUGUAUUUCCUGUUUCUUUUCUCUCUUUUUUUCUAAAUGUAUUGAAAUUUCUGAGAAGAUGAAAAUACCACCUUUAUGGCUACUCCUAAUGGCAAUAAGCGUAGUCACCAACAUUUAUUUAAUGUUGGCUCUUUGUUCAAUUAAUCUUUGUGGCAACUGUAAAGGCACAAGUUACUUUAUCUCCAUUUGGGGGUUAAAUCUGUUGAAACUCUGAAGAAGAAAGGAAUUUGUCUCUAGGUCAUGCAACUGGAAACCCUGGACUUGAACCCCUAGCACUGAUAUAUCCUAGGGGUUCUAGUUCAGAUUAGACUGAUGCUAGAACCCCUGACCUGGUCUCCACAGACCCCUCAACACUGCUUCACGUGCAGAGCAGGAAGCACCAGGACAUCCUUCCUAAGUGGUGUUAAGAACUUGAUCUGAUGAAGUAUCCAUGUGUCUUUGAGUAAGUCAUUUAACUUCUCUGGAAGAACAGCUUCUUUACAAAGUAAGGUCACAUGCCUCUUAGUUCACACAUCCUUCCCAGUUCUAACUUUUCUGUGAUUGUAUUUUCUUUUACUGCCCUAUUCUCAAGAAAUGUAUUUAUUAUGAACACAUGCUGCAGUUUCCCUGUUGGUGGGUCUCUAUGUGUGCAUGCAUGUGUGCAUGUGUGUGUAACUGUUGCGAACACUUACCUUCUAACUGCUGUUGGAGCUGCUUCCAGCUAAGUAGGUGUUCCAAAUACCAGGCUGCUCUUAUUAUGGACUUGGUUUAAAGGAACGCCUAUUCUUUUUUUCACACAUGCUAAUACAAUGUCCAUCUUUCCUCUCCUAAUAGCCCAUGAGUCUUGAACUUGGAGUCAGCAAAGUGCUGCCUUUGUACAGCACAAAAGAACACCAGUUUUGCUUUUUUUUUUUUUUUUUUUUUUUUUUUUAAGAAAUCACACGGGGACUGAAUAAAAAGCUUUUCGACCAUUCAGAGGCUGCUUGCAUUGUGCAGCUGUUCCUUGACUGCUGAGAACAUCUCCCGCGGACAAUGCAGUACCUGAAGAGAACACGGCACAUGGAGCUAUUCAAGAGUUGCAGGACCUGGGACUGGUGCCAGUGUCCUCUGUGGAAGAUCGGGGGCCUUUCUUCUUGGUCAGACCCUGAUAAGCAUAUUGCAGUUUGUGGCAGUUGUUGUUUUUUGUUGUUUGCCUGCCAGCAUUAGUUUCACAAUUUUAUUGCAAUGAUGCAUUCCCAACAUGCUGGCACUUAGGGGAUUUUGUUCUUUCCUCUUUUGGUCCCACCUCCGUGAAAUGUACAGUGAGACUUUGAUUGGUCAUAGUCCACUUACAGUUCGCAAUGCGUUACUGUGUGGACUGAGUUCCCAUGACUCGGGCUCCCCAGGACAAUGUCUCUUUCUUCACCAAGCUGAUGGGUGAAGUAGAGAAAUAAAGUCUCCCCGCUGAACUACUAUGAGGUCAGAAGCCUUGCUGCUAUAUUUCACACUGCUACACUUUGCUGGGGCUGGUUUCCCAGAAGAUUCUGAGCCAAUCAGUAUUUCGCAUGGCAACUAUACAAAACAGUAUCCGGUGUUUGUGGGCCACAAGCCAGGACGGAACACCACACAGAGGCACAGGCUGGACAUCCAGAUGAUUAUGAUCAUGAACGGAACCCUCUACAUUGCUGCUAGGGACCAUAUUUAUACUGUUGAUAUAGACACAUCACACACGGAAGAAAUUUAUUGUAGCAAAAAACUGACAUGGAAAUCUAGACAGGCCGAUGUAGACACAUGCAGAAUGAAGGGAAAACAUAAGGAUGAGUGCCACAACUUUAUUAAAGUUCUUCUAAAGAAAAACGAUGAUGCAUUGUUUGUCUGUGGAACUAAUGCCUUCAACCCUUCCUGCAGAAACUAUAAGAUGGAUACAUUGGAACCAUUCGGGGAUGAAUUCAGCGGAAUGGCCAGAUGCCCAUAUGAUGCCAAACAUGCCAACGUUGCACUGUUUGCAGAUGGAAAACUAUACUCAGCCACAGUGACUGACUUCCUUGCCAUUGACGCAGUCAUUUACCGGAGUCUUGGAGAAAGCCCUACCCUGCGGACCGUCAAGCACGAUUCAAAAUGGUUGAAAGAACCAUACUUUGUUCAAGCCGUGGAUUACGGAGAUUAUAUCUACUUCUUCUUCAGGGAAAUAGCAGUGGAGUAUAACACCAUGGGAAAGGUAGUUUUCCCAAGAGUGGCUCAGGUUUGUAAGAAUGAUAUGGGAGGAUCUCAAAGAGUCCUGGAGAAACAGUGGACGUCGUUCCUGAAGGCGCGCUUGAACUGCUCAGUUCCUGGAGACUCUCAUUUUUAUUUCAACAUUCUCCAGGCAGUUACAGAUGUGAUUCGUAUCAACGGGCGUGAUGUUGUCCUGGCAACGUUUUCUACACCUUAUAACAGCAUCCCUGGGUCUGCAGUCUGUGCCUAUGACAUGCUUGACAUUGCCAGUGUUUUUACUGGGAGAUUCAAGGAACAGAAGUCUCCUGAUUCCACCUGGACACCAGUUCCUGAUGAACGAGUUCCUAAGCCCAGGCCAGGUUGCUGUGCUGGCUCAUCCUCCUUAGAAAGAUAUGCAACCUCCAAUGAGUUCCCUGAUGAUACCCUGAACUUCAUCAAGACGCACCCGCUCAUGGAUGAGGCAGUGCCCUCCAUCUUCAACAGGCCAUGGUUCCUGAGAACAAUGGUCAGAUACCGCCUUACCAAAAUUGCAGUGGACACAGCUGCUGGGCCAUAUCAGAAUCACACUGUGGUUUUUCUGGGAUCAGAGAAGGGAAUCAUCUUGAAGUUUUUGGCCAGAAUAGGAAAUAGUGGUUUUCUAAAUGACAGCCUUUUCCUGGAGGAGAUGAGUGUUUACAACUCUGAAAAAUGCAGCUAUGAUGGAGUCGAAGACAAAAGGAUCAUGGGCAUGCAGCUGGACAGAGCAAGCAGCUCUCUGUAUGUUGCGUUCUCUACCUGUGUGAUAAAGGUUCCCCUUGGCCGGUGUGAACGACAUGGGAAGUGUAAAAAAACCUGUAUUGCCUCCAGAGACCCAUAUUGUGGAUGGAUAAAGGAAGGUGGUGCCUGCAGCCAUUUAUCACCCAACAGCAGACUGACUUUUGAGCAGGACAUAGAGCGUGGCAAUACAGAUGGUCUGGGGGACUGUCACAAUUCCUUUGUGGCACUGAAUGAGGCCAAUAUUUUAUUUAUCAUGUGCAUGGUGAUCAUACUUCAAGGCUGGAGCUUUUGGAGUUGUUGGCAUUCCAGUUCCCUCUUGCCCAGCACAACCACAUCAGAUUCGACGGCUCAAGAGGGGUAUGAGUCUAGGGGAGGAAUGCUGGACUGGAAGCAUCUGCUUGACUCACCUGACAGCACAGACCCUUUGGGGGCAGUGUCUUCCCAUAAUCACCAAGACAAGAAGGGAGUGAUUCGGGAAAGUUACCUCAAAGGCCACGACCAGCUGGUUCCCGUCACCCUCUUGGCCAUUGCAGUCAUCCUGGCUUUCGUCAUGGGGGCCGUCUUCUCGGGCAUCACCGUCUACUGCGUCUGUGAUCAUCGGCGCAAAGACGUGGCUGUGGUGCAGCGCAAGGAGAAGGAGCUCACCCACUCGCGCCGGGGCUCCAUGAGCAGCGUCACCAAGCUCAGCGGCCUCUUUGGGGACACUCAAUCCAAAGACCCAAAGCCGGAGGCCAUCCUCACGCCACUCAUGCACAACGGCAAGCUCGCCACUCCCGGCAACACGGCCAAGAUGCUCAUUAAAGCAGACCAGCACCACCUGGACCUGACGGCCCUCCCCACCCCAGAGUCAACCCCAACGCUGCAGCAGAAGCGGAAGCCCAGCCGCGGCAGCCGCGAGUGGGAGAGGAACCAGAACCUCAUCAAUGCCUGCACAAAGGACAUGCCCCCCAUGGGCUCCCCUGUGAUUCCCACGGACCUGCCCCUGCGGGCCUCCCCCAGCCACAUCCCCAGCGUGGUGGUCCUGCCCAUCACGCAGCAGGGCUACCAGCAUGAGUACGUGGACCAGCCCAAAAUGAGCGAGGUGGCCCAGAUGGCGCUGGAGGACCAGGCCGCCACACUGGAGUAUAAGACCAUCAAGGAACAUCUCAGCAGCAAGAGUCCCAACCAUGGGGUGAACCUUGUGGAGAACCUGGACAGCCUGCCCCCCAAAGUUCCACAGCGGGAGGCCUCCCUGGGUCCCCCGGGAGCCUCCCUGUCUCAGACCGGUCUAAGCAAGCGGCUGGAAAUGCACCACUCCUCUUCCUACGGGGUUGACUAUAAGAGGAGCUACCCCACGAACUCGCUCACGAGAAGCCACCAGGCCACCACUCUCAAAAGAAACAACACUAACUCCUCCAAUUCCUCUCACCUCUCCAGAAACCAGAGCUUUGGCAGGGGAGACAACCCGCCGCCCGCCCCGCAGAGGGUGGACUCCAUCCAGGUGCACAGCUCCCAGCCAUCUGGCCAGGCCGUGACUGUCUCGAGGCAGCCCAGCCUCAACGCCUACAACUCACUGACAAGGUCGGGGCUGAAGCGUACGCCCUCGCUAAAGCCGGACGUACCCCCCAAACCAUCCUUUGCUCCCCUUUCCACAUCCAUGAAGCCCAAUGAUGCGUGUACAUAAUCCCAGGGGGAGGGGGUCAGGUGUCGAACCAGCAGGCAAGGCGAGGUGCCCGCUCAGCUCAGCAAGGUUCUCAACUGCCUCGAGUACCCACCAGACCAAGAAGGCCUGCGGCAGAGCCGAGGACGCUGGGUCCUCCUCUCUGGGACACAGGGGUACUCACGAAAACUGGGCCGCGUGGUUUGGUGAAGGUUUGCAACGGCGGGGACUCACCUUCAUUCUCUUCCUUCACUUUCCCCCACACCCUACAACAGGUCGGACCCACAAAAGACUUCAGUUAUCAUCACAAACAUGAGCCAAAAGCACAUACCUACCCCAUCCCCCACCCCCACACACACACACACACACACAUGCACACAACACAUACACACACACGCACAGAGGUGAACAGAAACUGAAACAUUUUGUCCACAACUUCACGGGACGUGGCCAGACUGGGUUUGCGUUCCAACCUGCAAAACACAAAUACAUUUUUUAAAAUCAAGAAAAUUUAAAAAGACAAAAAAAAAAGAAUUCAUUGAUAAUUCUAACUCAGACUUUAACAAUGGCAGAAGUUUACUAUGCGCAAAUACUGUGAAAUGCCCGCCAGUGUUACAGCUUUCUGUUGCAGCAGAUAAAUGCCAUGUUGGGCAACUAUGUCAUAGAUUUCUGCUCCUCCUCUCUUUUAAUGAAAUAACGUGACCGUUAACGCAAGUAACUCUUUAUUUAUUGUUCACCCUUUUUUUCCUUAAGGAAAGGACUCUUCCAAAUAUCAUCCUAUGAACAGCUCUUCAGAAAGCCCAUUGAAAGUUAAACUAUUUAACGUGAAAUCCAUUAACUGGAAUAAUUGAGUUUCUUUAUUUUUACAAUAAAUUCACUGAGUAAAUAAGUUGGAGCUGGAAUUCUGAGCUUUGUGUUUGGACUGUCUGGUCUGUAGCUAAAGGAAAAAGUUAGGAGGGGAAUAUUUAUUUAAAUCUAUCAGUUCAUUGCCUGGUCAGGUCUCUGGCCUAUAAACAUGCAAAAAAACUAAUUCAUGUUAAAGUCCUUCCAGAUCCUAAUUUCUAAAGCAAUCAGGAGAGAAAGCUUUUAGAAUGGCACAUCAUAUCUCAUUGAUGCCAACAUGGUUUUGUCCAUGGUUCUGACUUUCUGUGAAGGCACCAGCUUGCAAUAUGCCAUCCCAUUUCACCUUGCAUGUGAGACAGCAAACAAAAUCCACAAAUGGUGUGAACUAAUAUGCUGGCUGCUACCUUGCAUAAAUUAAUGAUUUGAUCACACGGGUUCUUCGUGGGGUUACAUCUGUGAAUAGCCUGUUUUCCACAUGUAAAUUUGUGCCUUACACCUUGAGUUGUGUACACUUGUAAACUCUUUAUGAUCAACUGUUCCCCCUUUUGAAAUAAGUGCAGAUAUUUAUUUAACCCUCCCUUCCCCACCCUCUGCCCCACUUCCAGCCCUCUGAAAGAUUGGAGUCAAGCAGAUGGAAGAAUGCAGUGGUGAUAGUUGUCAUGCGACAGCCUGAGAACGCUGGGCAGCACCACACCCUCCAAUUCACACUGCCUUCUAGUUGUGCCAACUGGAACCACCCUUUGGCUGUGCUGCGAAGCAUGGACCCCAGUGUUGUUGUGGGUGUGUCAAAUCCCCUUUCAUCCUCAAGAGCUCCCUGCUUCCCUUAGAUUAUUUCAAUACGGUGAUAUCCUUAUUUGCUAGCAGAAAAGGGACUAACGUCCCAUUCCUCUUUUCUGCUGCGUCCACUGGCUAGAGAGCAGGCGGUGCGCGGUUGGGCAGACACCUGGGAGGAGUCUCCAAGCCAUGUGCACAGCACACACGUGCAGUGCACACAAAGAAAUGACAUGGAAAUAGAUGCAGGCAGGCUGGUCCCUGCUGUGAUUAACGAGUAACUCCAAGUACAAGGCCGACCACAAUGGAUGCUGCAAAAACGUUGACUGGGGCAAAGGAUUUUUUAUUUUAUUUUUUAUUUUGUUAAUUAUGUUUUUAGGGGAUGGGAGGUGGUGUGUGUUUUUCUCCUCUUGGUUUUCAUUUGCUCAAGCACACAAAAGGGACUUUUGUUUACUCUAUCAUGAACAAAGGAACUGUCCACAUACUGUAAACCAUGAGCAGUGUUGUUGUUGUUUUUUUAAACAGUAUAUUUGGUGGUCUCUUUGUCUGCUUUUAUUUCCAGUUCGAUCUUCUGGGUUUAGUUUUGUCUUUAAAAAGAAUUCAAAAAAAGACUGACAAUGACAGUUUUGAGUUGGAUAGUGAAAAAGUGGAGCCUCCAUAAUCAGUGUGGUUGCCUUCAGACCUGAGUACUUAGCUGAGGGUGGGUGAGAGCCCUUUGUUCCAAAAGUCCAUUAGUUUUGCUGUUGUUUAGGAGUAGGUGGUUGUUGUUGUUUUUACUUUUUUUUUUUUUGGCUUUUGUAAUGGAAUCCAUGUUCACAUCCUGUGAACUCUGUCUCCUGAAACCCUGAAGUAUUUCCUAGAACCUGAAAUAUUGUUUUCUUCCUUGAAUUUUCUCUAGAAAUGCAGAAAUUAGGAAGGUGAUGGGUCUGUAUCCCCCUGCCCCCUUCUUUCCCAUGCUUGACUCCCGAGAGUACUGGCAGUGCAGCACCCAUCAUUGACGUAAGCGGCUGUCUUGUCCAGUGUUUGUAGGCAUCACUGCCUCAGCUGUUAAGGAGACCUGUGUCAAAACUUACAUCCACAUUCCUACACCCCCACAACCCAUCACUUCUGGUGUUAACCCUAAAAUACCCACAUGUAUUGAGCUGGUCUUCUGCAUUUAAGUAUUUCUCCCCAGUUUUUUUCCCCACUGUGUGUGGGGGGAGGGUCCAUAAACCCGAGUGUGCCUUUGCUUUCCACCCUUGCUAGACACUGGUAGAUGCAACAAACUCAGAUUUAUAUUUGUUGUAAAGUUGUAAAAAUAUUGUGAUGUCACCAAUUUUCCUUCCAUCUCCACAUCCCCUAACAUCUGAUUCACGACUUAAUGUAUGUUGUAAGAAAAGAAAAAAGAAAAGAAAAAAAGGGAAAAAAGAAAAGCAAGGAAAAGGCUCUUUAUUACUUAAAAGUAAUAAAACCUGACUGUUCUAUAUUA